Onychostoma macrolepis is the source of this 2692-nucleotide messenger RNA. RefSeq names its product cytokine receptor common subunit beta-like. Gene Ontology annotation, cellular component: external side of plasma membrane. The transcript is spliced from 13 exons. The record is from RefSeq and is a predicted model, not a curated record. NCBI's taxonomy places the organism in Eukaryota, Metazoa, Chordata, Actinopteri, Cypriniformes, Cyprinidae. Gene Ontology annotation, biological process: immunoglobulin mediated immune response; cytokine-mediated signaling pathway. The coding region runs from base 281 to 2161 and encodes 626 amino acids. Gene Ontology annotation, molecular function: protein binding; cytokine receptor activity.
AUCAUGUGGCACAUUGAAAUCUGCAAACAAAGCAGUUUUGAACCUUUUAAAAAGUAAACACAUUUGCGGUCAAGCUGGCACAGGCGCACACAAGUUCAUAACACUUGAGGAUGUCAUUGUGACCAGCAGAGCCUCGGCUUCACCACAGCAGUGAAGAACAAGUGCUUUGACGGUAAGCUCCACUGUCCUUCACACACAGAUGUUUCUGACUUGUAUUUAAUUAUUAUUCUCGUUUGUUAGGGAAUAUCAAAACUUUCCUCUUGUUCGGUCAGUUUUCCCCAUGCGUCCAAACAUCUCUAUCUCCUUGACUCUGACUGGACUGUGGACAUCAGUCCUCACAGGAUGUCCUCAGCUUGACAAGUUUGCUCCAGAAUCCUCUGCUCUGGAGUCUUUGGAGUGCCGUAAUGACUACCGCUCACAUAUCCGCUGCAGUUGGAGAGACGAUCCUCAUGUUCAUCUCUCUCUGCUCCACAUGGAUCCAGAUGACCUCCGAGUAUCGCCCUGUGUUCAGAUUCCUAACCCUUCCCAGAAUGCUACUGGGAAGGAGAGAGUUUAUUGUCAGUAUAACACAUCUCUAUUUGCCAUCGGCUUUGAUGACUUGUUCUUCUUCCACACGCCACACUCUUCCGGCAUUUCCAGAACCUUCAGACUCAAAAGAUUUGAAGAUGCGGAUACAGAGUGGAAUUUUUACCAUCUAGAUGACACACCACCUCCCUCACCUCUGACCUCUGACCCCUUCAGACACCAUGACCAAAAGCACUCAGUUGAGAUUGAUCGUGAAAUAAUCAAGGACAAAAAAGGCGGGAAAAUUCACAACAAACCAACACAAAAACAUGGCGAGAAUAAAACCGAGGUCUUGACUGACAGGCCAGAACUGAUAUCUGAGUACUCUCUCCCUGGUCCAUCUAACCUAAACUGCGUGCUCAGCGAUGGGAAUAAUUUGAGCUGUAGCUGGGAUCUCAAAACAGAUCUGGCCCAGUACAUCAGCUACCCGCUGUCCUACCGGACAAACUCCACUGCACCGAACGAGUGGUGCUGUGUUGAGAAGGUGGAGGUCACAAAUAAAGGAGAUUUGUUGAGGAUAGUUGGUGCCUUCAGUGUCUUUGAGCCUGGAGUGCUGCAGGUGCAACUCACACCAAUGCCAGCGACCAAAGUGAUCCGCUCUUAUGAACACAUCCAGCCUGCAUGCCCCACGGGUCUGAGCGUUGAACUGAGAGGAGAAGACUGGAUUUUGAACUGGACUUUAACAAAGUACCGUACUCUACCUCUCACUACUGAACUCAAGUACUGGAGCCUACUAACUCAUGAGGAUGUAAAGAACAUCUUUCUCUCUGACGGAGAGAUGGUGUUUGCUAUAUCAGAGCGUUCUCUGAAGGGUUCCUCAGAGUAUCGUGCUCAGGUUCGCUGUAAUGUAAGUGCAUCCAGACGUUCAGGAUGGCGUUACUCUGGAUAUCCCUCAGAGUGGAGCGACCCCGUCUACUGGACAACACGACCUGAACCUCUUGCGCCACAUCUGGUUACAUUUCUCCUGUACUUCCUCAUUGCGACUCUCGCGUCAGUUGUCUCCAUCAUAGCUUUUAUCAUUCUGGUUGUUGUUCAGCGAAGACUGAGAGAAUGGGACAUGUCUCUUCCCUCUCCUGUCCACAGCAAAGUCUCAGAGGUGUCACAGCAUGCCCAGAUGGACCACUUCCCCUGCUGUACCGAACUGAAUGAUCCUGAUAUCAGCAAUGCUCAGAUUGUAGAUGUCCAUCCGCAGUUGUCCUCAUUCGAUUCAGAUGCCAACAACCAGUGCAGAGAAACCGAGGGCAAUCGAGUGAAUUUGCAUGUUGAUGAUCCAUGCCUUGUGUCCUUGUGUUCCUCUGGGAAUGCAAUGGGAAGAAAUGGUCCAUUUCAGCCUUGUACCACCAACUUCCAUGACCCAGUUCUCCCAUGUUCAGAGGGAUACAUGCAGAAUCCUGCAACUUCUGUUGGCACUACCCAGUAUUCAUCGCAAGAGGCUUGUUGUCUGAAUUUAGAAAUGGGUGACGGGUACAUGAAUUGCCCAAAGCCUGAUUUGAUCUCACCUAAACAAAGGACAAAUCCUCAUUCACUUCAUAGACAAGAUCUAAACACAGAUGUUUUCCAUCCACCUUCUUCAGGAAGUGCUCCAGGAAGACUCUGAGCAGUGUAUAUAUAUAUAUAUAUAUAUAUAAAUAUAUAACUCAUCUGGAAAGAAUACAUGUACAAAGAUAUCAAAUAACAAAGGAAAUCAUAGAAACUCAUGGCUGCUGUUUCUGUAGUGACCACCAGAGGGUAGUACAGUACUACAUAAUCUACUGUAGUUUGAGACUUUGGGUGAUGCCAGGCGUGUGCAAGCCUGCUCCUGGAGAUCCACUGUCUUGCAGAGUUCAGCUCCGACCCCAAUUAAAUACACCCAAUGAAACAUGAACAAUAUGAAAUCUCCAGGCAAGUGUGUUGGAGCACGUUGGAGCUAAAAUCAUUGGUUUUCGAGGAGCAGGAUUGGACACCCCUCAAUGACCCUUUGCUUUAUAAACUUACGUGCACAUUAUUGUUUCACUCAAUAAAAUGUAGUUGUCUGCCAAAUAUAUCUCUUUAGUCUUGGAUAUUGUGUCUUGUGUAACUACUUAAUAUUUCACUCAGUACCUGUAAAACAGAAAAACCACACAUUUGAUAUCUCAAUUAUUUCUUACAA